Linnemannia hyalina is the source of this 2721-nucleotide messenger RNA. Lineage: Eukaryota; Fungi; Mortierellomycota; Mortierellomycetes; Mortierellales; Mortierellaceae. The record is from the annotation of a GenBank genome assembly.
AUGACCAUGAACAUGAGCGACACCUACGGAUCCCCUUCAGACCUUGAACCAUACUCCCACUUUGCCUACCAAGCCUCCUCUCAACUCGAUUUCACAUUCUACUCUCCUCCGCACGAUGGCCCUUCCAGGGACGCCCCUGUGCCGGCUGCUGUGUUCAAUGCUACGUUGCCCGAAGACAUGCCAUCGCUGGAUCUCACAGGAACAGAAGAGUCAAAGCUGGAGGAACUAUUGAACAUGGAUGACCCUGCGGCGCCCAGGAAGCGAGAUCGAGGAGAACGAAUCGUCUGGACCCCCGAGGAGGACCAACAGCUCCGCGCCGCCGUUCAAAUUUAUGGCGACAAGACGGAAAAGUGGUCCAAGAUCGCUGCAUGCGUGCCAGGGCGGACCAACAAGAAUUGCAGGAAACGCUGGUUCCAUUCGCUGGACCCAAAGCUCAAGAAGGGUCCAUGGACAGAAGAAGAGGACCAUCUCCUCAAGACGGGCGUCGAGCUGUUCAAAGGGCAAUGGAGCAAGAUCGCCGAGCGUAUUCCAGGACGAACAGACGAUCAAUGUGCGAAGAGAUGGCGAGAGGGACUGGACCCACUUAUCGACAGAGCAGCGUGGGCACCCGAGGAUGACAUUCUGUUGUUGCAGCGGUUCGAGGAAUUCGGGAGUCAAUGGCAAAAGAUCGCCCUUGCUUUCCCAGGGAGACCGGGCCUGCAUUGUCGGAACCGUUGGCGCAAGAUCCAGAGGAGCCUUAACCACAUGAAGCGAGCCACCAAAAGGCGGAGCCAACUAACUGCCAGCGACCAGGCAGCAUUCAUCGCAGAGACACGGCGACUGGAAGCACUCCUGGACUCACACAAGGGCGACCUGGAUCCAGAAUUGGCACAGUUCAAUGCGGACGAUCUACUCCUUCAAGAGUUUUACCUGGACGAUGACUACAACGUGGACGGGUAUCUGGACGAGGAAUUGACAGGGCGGCCAGGAAAAGGCGGCAGGGGCAGCCGAGGUGACUUGAUGGAUUACUUCGCAGAAGACGAGAAGCCGUACGGAUGCGCCAUCCCCGACUGUUUGUUUGAGAGUUCGUCCCCAUCACUCCUCUACUACCACUUCAAGGCGACACAUACAGGAACGACCGUCGAGAAGCCCUUUCGGUGUGCGAUGCCAGGAUGCGAAACCCGCAAGCGUUACAAAAACGUCAAUGGUCUCCAGUAUCAUGUCACCCACGCCAAAAACUCUGCAGCACACUCCGGGAUGUCAGGAACCACUACCCAGUUGUCGGCCUUUGACGAUGGACCGGAGACAAGUAGUAAGUCGGCCCGGUCGGCUCAACCAUCUUUGUCGCCUGGUUCAAAGGGUGCGUUCAACACCCCACCGCCACCAGCCAGCACGCCUUUGGCAUCGUCGCCUAGGCUCCGCAUUUCAAUGCCCGCCGCAUCAUUCGACCCCGCCAAUAACAUGGCAAUCUCCAAUCCUCCCACACCAGCCGAAAUUCAAUUACAGCUGCAUCAAUCAAAAGAAGAUCUCGUGCACCUGCAGCAGCAGACCCAACAACAGCAUCUCCCGCAGCAUCAAUUGCAGCAACAGCAGGCGUUCCAGACACAUCAACAAAUGCGCCAACAACAGAAGCAGGGACUUUCCCAUCUCUCGCACAGCUCUCUCAACAUCCCCCAUGGAUCCCCUUCCCUGGAUAGCUCUGCCACCUCAUCACAGACGUCCUCCGGUGCAUCUUCGCCCCACUUUCACCGCAACACAUAUCACUGUCCUGAGCUCGGGUGCGACCAAGCCUUCCACCACCUCGCUGGCCUUAACAACCAUAUGGCGCAGAGCCACGGACACCGAGCCAUAACAAUGCGUAGCCACGACACCCUGUGUGGAUCCGAUGCCAUGGUGAUACCGCAGGACAACCAGUCAGACUUUGACAUUGAAAUGGCGGAUCUGUCGUCGGGAACUCAGUCACCUAUUGACACCAACGCCCUACUCAUAGAUGACCAUCUCCUUCACAACCAUCUGAGCAGCCUUGGAUAUGACAGUGACCCUCUGGGGCUGGACUCUGCUUUCGGUCUGGAUUUGCAGCAGGAAGGCAUUAGUGGUCACAGUUCUGGGUUUAGACUGUUCACAUCCAAGGAUCUGAUCAUAGCGAACCAGCUGGUCAACAAACUCCACAACAGGAUGCACUUUGGGACUCAUAUCAAUGUUGGUGUCCAUGCCCACGAGCCCUCGUCGAUCUCCCAACUGCCCCUUAGCUCGCCUGCAGAAGUCAGUCAAACGAUGAACCCCGCCCAUCUCAACACGGCACCUGCAGCUACCCUUGUACCGACAACCAUGCCCCUUACUCCUGGGCCGACAUCUACCCCCUCUACUCCAACAAAGUCGACAAAAACGCAAGGAAACCGACCCGCCAACAAGAAAUUUGCGUGCACCUCUGACAGUUGCCAAAAGGCAUACGCAAGUGUGGUAACUCUGAACAACCACAUCAGGAACGAUCACCCACAGCAAUCAGGAGCAAGGACAUCGUCGGUUUCCUCACUAUCGGUCUUACGGUCCCCUGCAUUCAUGGACAUUCCACAUUCGCCUAUUCUCCCCAAGGAACCCGCGCCGUCAGCGGACGUUGUUAUGGAGAAGCCCUACAAGUGCCUCGUGCCAGGAUGCGGGAAGGGAUACACCAACAUCAAUGGACUCAAGAACCAUCUCUUACAGAUGCAUGGAUCUACCCCCAAAACCACCACUGCUGCCUAA